Ostrinia furnacalis (Asian corn borer) is the source of this 4034-nucleotide messenger RNA. RefSeq names its product Rho GTPase activating protein at 68F (gene RhoGAP68F). The coding region runs from base 302 to 1783 and encodes 493 amino acids. The record is from RefSeq and is a predicted model, not a curated record. Gene Ontology annotation, molecular function: GTPase activator activity. The transcript is spliced from 10 exons. Gene Ontology annotation, cellular component: cytoplasm. Lineage: Eukaryota; Metazoa; Arthropoda; Insecta; Lepidoptera; Crambidae. Gene Ontology annotation, biological process: negative regulation of endocytic recycling; small GTPase-mediated signal transduction.
AAACCCUGGAAUUUGUUAGCCUUCCUUGUAUUUUGAAAUAAACUAUUUUUCCAAGUACUUUUAACAAUUAGUAAUGUUUGCACCGUAAAAUAUUUACUUCACAUUAUUUAAUGUGCCAAUUUAGAUUUUGUAAUGUGAGGCUGUGUUGCUGCAAGUUCUUGGUUGAGCAAAGGAAGUGACAAAGCGUCGAGUAAGUAGUAGUGGUAGUGGUUUGGCGGAAUUGUAGAUACGUAGGUAGUCAUUUGACAAAAUAUCAGUGCUGUGAGACUGGACUAAACUGGACUUGUGUAAAGUGCAUCCAAUGGAGUCGGAGCAUCAGCCGAAAUUGAAUCCAAUACGAGCUUUUCAAGCUCUUCAUGGAAACCCUGCAGACUGCGAGGAGACAUACACCAGUCUUUCGGAGUAUCACGACUAUGAGCCAAGCUUGGAAUUCGAUGACUCGGAGUUAAUCCAAACGGCGGGUUUGGCGCCUCUGCCCCCGGAGCUGUUGGACAUCCCGGAAGACUUCCUCGAGCAUUCCGCGAGCGACGGCACAAUAGAAGAGAAUUUUGAGGAGGAGCUUGCCAGGGCCCCAGAAGUUUAUGCAGAGAUAUCGGGUUCCUCUUUGGACGACGAGUGCUUCGCCGAGCUCAAUGGCACGGGGCUGAUCGACGUGGUCGGCGACGACGACAUCGGGCGGCGGAUCAUCGUGGUCUCCGCCUGCAGGCUGCCGCAAAGCAAGGACCCCGAUAUACUUCUGAAAUAUUUCAUGUUCACGCUUGACAAGUACGUGGAGCAGGACUACAGCGUUGUGUAUUUCCACUGCGGUCUGACUAGCAAGAACAAGCCUCCGCUGUCGUGGCUAUGGAGGGCAUACAAGGCCUUCGACAGGAAGUACAAGAAGAACCUGAAAGCGUUAUACUUGGUGCAUCCGACCAACUUCAUCAGGAUCGUAUGGCAGAUGCUGAGGCCAGCCAUCAGCGUCAAGUUCGGAAGGAAGAUGAUGUACGUCAACUACCUCCACGAGCUCCAGCAGUACCUGGAUCUGGAGAAACUGUGCAUCCCGCAUCCUGUGCUUGAAUACGAUAGACUGCUGCUUUCGAAGAACCCAAGAGCGUCAGAAGCUGCUAAGAUGCUGCGCGAACGGAUGAAGAAGCUUGCGGACCAGUUUGGCUCCAAGUCGACGCCGAAGGAAAGCCUGUCGCCGCCUAGCACCCAGCAGUUCGGCGUGUCUUUGCAGUUCAUCAAGGAGAACAACACUAACAUGGUGGAUGCUAUUCCUCCAGUGGUACGACAGUGCGUCGAGUUCUUGUCUCAGCCGGACGCGCUGGAGACCGAGGGUAUAUUCCGCCGUUCAGCCAACAUAUCAGUGAUAAAGGAGCUGCAGAGGUCUUGCAACCGCGGCGAGCCGAUAUCAUUCCGGAACGACCCUCAUAACGCUGCUGUGCUGCUCAAGACAUUCCUCAGGGAUCUGGAGGAGCCACUCAUGACGUUUGACCUGUACGACGAGAUUCUCAAGUUUCAGACCUGGUCUCUCCGGGACAAGCCCCGUCGGGUGAAGAUACUAAUUCUGGAGCGCUUGCCCCUGGAUAACUACAAACUUCUGAAGUUCAUCAUACAAUUUCUGUGGAAGGUGCAAGACAGGAGCUGCCUGAACAAGAUGACCAGCAGCAACUUGGCCGUCGUGUUCGGGCCCAACUUGGCUUGGCCACCCAACGGACAGAUGUCGCUGCAGGCCAUCGCACCCAUCAACGCGUUCACAGACUUCCUUCUGGAGAACCAAGAAUCAAUAUUCAUCAUCUAAAUUGAUUCAUCCGCCUCUCAAUCAUUCCGUAACCACAUGAAAUCUCAAUGGAUUUUCUUUUUAAGAACAUUUUAUUAUAUUUCUUUUUUUAAACUUUACUCACUCGUAUCAAUGUUGAACGAAUGAAUUUAAUUUUACCUGCCACUAUGAUUCUCGCCGAUGAAUUUUACAAUAUUAUUCAUUGUUAAUCAACGGCUAUUCUGAAAUUUUACAACGAAUAUUUUAAAAUUAUGUGGCUAGUUCUACAAAUCAAGGAAUUUUACCGUGCUUUGAUCGAUGAUUUUGAUUUCCAACGAAUAACAUGUUUAUGUUUAUGCAUUUCUUUUCCGUGUCAAACAUCAUCUUAAAUAAUUAUUAUCGCUUACAUUCAGCCUACUGCCGUCCAUUGAAUAAAUCACAAGUCACAAUCAAGGAAAUCGUAGUUAACACAAUAUAUUUCAGAACCAAAUCAACCAAGCAAUUACGUUAUCUAAAGUCAUUUUCAAACCGUGCUGAAGUAAUAGAAAACUAAAUGCUACCGCGAAGUAAAUUUUCUUAUGAUUACUGUAACAGUCCACUGUCCAAUAUAUUAUUUUGAUAACAGAACUAGCCUUUUGCUUAGAUUAAUAAAAUCUAAGGCCUUUUGUAAGAUCGUAUUCGGCACACUAUACGACUACUCGUUAUAUUUGUAUAAGACUACGUAGGUGUAUAAUAAACUUUUUGUACUUUCAUAUCAUCGACGUAAUAAUACAUAUGGAAGACCUAUUGCAGAUAUUAAAGAAAUAUACAAUAAAGAUCAAACAUUGAUUAAAUAGUACCAUGAUUCCUUAUUAUUCCCAUUGUUACAUAGAAUUCCCAUUGUAUGUUAAUUAUUUAUUGUUAAAACAUCAUUCCAUGCAACAAUAUGUAAUUUAAUUUACUCCAUUUUCCAAUAUUAAAAUAUCUGUUGUGACAGUAGACAUACUUAUUUCAAUGUUACAUACGAUAAGAAUCAGUAGUAUGUCUGUAUCUAUUUUUAUUUCGAUUAGUAAUUAUAUAAAAGUUGAAUCUUAAAAUAAACAUGUAAUAGAACGUUGAGAUUCUUUGAGUUAGUGUUUUCAACACUUGGGUUCUUAUUAUGAAUCGAAAUCUAAAUCUUGAUUCGUAUUUAUUUAAAUAUCGUUCAUAAUACGAACCUUAAAUACUUUAUAAUCAUAAAUGUUACUUUGUAUGAUUGGGUAUUUUAUUAGGGAUAGUAGAGAUUUAUACCAAAAAUAACAAACAUAGGGUAUAUAGAAUAGUAAUGUUUAAUUUUUAGUUUAAUGAUUAUUUUAUUCUUUUUACAAUAUUGUAGUUAAAGCCAUAUUUCAAAUGCAUUCAAAUGUUUGUCACGCGAUAAUUUGGCUUAUUCCCGCUCUCCUAUCAUAAAUUGACUGCUAUCAUUCCGUGUUUUUGUGAAUUUUCUUGAUACUGAUGCAAAAUUUGAAGGAUCUUCAUCUUUGGAAAAAAUGCUGAAAUUACCUUGUAAUGGGAUUAUUGGGAAUAACCGUUUUCGCAAGAUGAAUACAAGAUUAUACCCGCCGAUAGCGUUAUUGGUCCUUUAUGCAGAUGACAAAAGGUCGGUUACUCGUUCCCCUUCUGACCCAUUCAAUAGCAUGUGCGGCAGUCAAGUAUAGGGCCGUAAAGGUGCGGUGAUACAGUGUCUGUCUAUACACUUAUUUAUUAUACACCUUAAAUACCGUUACAAAUGACGAUAUUUAUUAACUUCUUCCCAGCCUUGAUUUAACUGUCAAGGACAAAAACUGUUAUUAAUCCUGUUUCUCAAGAAUCGAGUUGUUUUAGAGAUUUCUCUUAUGGAUGGACUACUAACUUGAAAUCUGCUAGUUAAUUUAAUGUCACCAAGUUGUUGGUUUGUAAUGGUUUGAAAUAUUUUCGUCUUCCUUCUCUUGACCUUAACAAAAUUAUUCAAUGUUUAUAGGUAAUUAUUCUUUAUACUACAUAUUGUGUACUUUAUCUAGGAAUAGAACAUUAAGGUCCCUCAUUAUUUGGAUAUCUAAUUGUUUUUGUAUAAAAUGAGAGCAUGCAUGGGAUUUUCAAUAAGUUAACUAAAUUUGUACGAAAUGAGAGUGCCAUUUAUUCAUUCUGAUACUUCCAAGGUCACAAUAAUAAUAAAUAAUUGUAAUAAAACAAUAAUUUUAUAGUUUAGGUAUAAAUCACAUAUUGUAAGAUGUUUUAAUAAUUGUCUAUAUUAAUCGAAUUAGUUUAAGCACUCGGUAAAUGGAAGCACAAUGGU